CCACAAGAAACUUGGAAUUGCAAUUAUAUUAGAGUUAUUAUAUUUUAUAAUUCUUCUAAUGGAGAAAGCUUCCUUAAUCACACGGUAAAUAACAGUUUUAUCAUAAAAACGAAGCCAUUUACGAAAUGGAAUAUAAUGCUGAGAUUUGCUAACGACUUUGGUGUUGGUGAAUGGUCAUCGUUGAUAAAUGUUGUCUCCGCUCAAGAUGCUCCUUCAAAGGUGCAAAAUUUAAAUGCACGCAAUGUUACCGAUAGUCGGGUUUAUCUCACCUGGGACAAGCCUAACAAAGAGAACGGAAUCAUCGUCAAAUACAUCGUACGUUAUCGACAAGAAAAAUGGCUUCAUUCUUGCACAUCAGUUAAUAAUUCUGUUUUAACGAAAGUUGUUGACGCAAACGAAAAUUCAAUUAUCAUUGAAACUUAUCCAACUUCUAAAUACACGAUUAGUGUUUCUGCACUAACAGUAAAAGAAGGGGAAGAAGUUUCUGUAAAUGUUAUGACCAAAGAAAGUGUUCCCGGUGGACCUCCUCAGAACGUAAAAGUUUUCAGAAUUGAAGAGAAUUUCGUGGGAAUAGAAUGGAAACCGCCUGUGUGUUCUCUCUCUUAUGGAAAAAUAAUAGAAUAUCAAUACGUUUUGGAUUCAAAGGAUCCUUGGGAAAAAAGGAAGAGAAGUGGAAAAACAACACAGAUUUACGAAUAUGUUGAUGAUCUUGUUCCAUUCACUGUUUAUACGGCACGAGUUUAUGCGGGAACGGAAAUCGGAUUUAGCAAAUAUUCUGCUAAAAUUAAUUUUACAACAAAAAGUGACAAACCACCGGCAUCUACAAAUCUGACGAUUUUUCUCAGCACGGAAAGCAUUUUAUCAAUGUCUUGGAUUCCUCCUUAUCCUCCAAAUGGAGUACUUCAGAAAUAUGUUAUAGAGUACUGCUCACUUGAAAGUUCUUAUUGCCAUAAAACACAAAAAGUAGUUAAUACUAAUGAAGUUAAGUGCUUAGACGAUAUCAGAAAAAGUCGACAUUGCUACACUUUAACUGAUCUAAAAGGAAAUCAAAAAUAUAAAAUUGAGAUUACAGCGUACAACAAAAAUGUUUAUUACGGAAGUGAAAAAGCCGUUAUUCUUUCUGAAACAAAAGAAUCUGUGCCAGAUCAUCCUAAAACAGCAGAAAUAGUAAAUGUUACGGAACGUUCGGUAUAUCUUACUUGGUCCUUGCCAUCAGGAUCGAAUGGAAAUUUGACAGGAUAUAAGAUAAGCAUCAUUGCAGCAGAUUCCUUUAGUGAUGAUAUCAUUGGAUCUACACAAACGAAGAUUAUAAAUCCGAAUAUAAGAAAUUUUACUUUUAUUAAUUUGCAUCCUGCCACUAAGUAUAAUGUUACCAUACAAGCUGGUAAUAAAAUUGGUUACGGAAAACCUCUGUUUUUCCAUUUUACAACAAAAAUUUCAGUACCAGUAAUUGAAAUCGAACCUAUAGUUACUAGCAUCACAAAUACGACUUUAAUUAUUUCGAUAAAACCAAUUUAUUUUAAUCGAGGUCCUAUUAGUGCAUACUUUGUGAUGGUGUCAAAAGAAAAUAGAAGAAAAAGAAGAGUUGUAUCAGACGAAUUUCGUAGUUAUAACGAAUCGAGAGAAAAUUAUGUCGCUGCCAAGUUUUAUCCUCAGCAAAUAUCUUCUACGGGAAUAAAUUUUACUGUAGGAGAUGGAAAACAUUACAACGGUUUUUAUAACCCUCCUCUUACUACUGGAGGAAAAUAUAAAAUUGGAUUAGCUGUACUAAGUGAAUUCAAUGGGGAACAACGUGUAGGAUAUAAGUAUUUGACAGAAGCAGUUACAGUUAAGAAUCCAGAUCGUUCUACUAUCAACGGAUCCAACAUUCCAGCUAUAAUUGGAGUUUUACUGUGCUCUACUUUUAUAAUUCUAAUCAUUGUAUUUAUAAGUUUGAGACAUUCAAAAUUAUUUAAAUGUUCUCCGGUAAGGAAAGAUUUAGAUAUUAGCAAUUCAAAAAAAGAAGAAAAUGCAGAAUUAGAAGAAAUAUCCGAAAUUCAAAGUAAAAAAAUUCCCGUAUUUGAAUUAGAAAGUUUUGUCCAGACAGCGUUACGAAAUGGAACAUUAAGAAAAGAAUUUACGUCCGUAGAAAAAGGACAGAAUAAAUCGUGGAAAACAGCAAAAAUUCCGGAAAAUAAACUGAAGAAUCGUUAUGGAAAUCUUUUGCCCUAUGAUUCCACGCGAGUUAUUUUAGAGAAGUUACCAGACGACCCGUAUUCCGAUUAUAUCAAUGCAAAUUAUAUAGAUGGAUAUAAAUCUUCCAAAAGAUACAUCGCUACUCAAGGUCCCAAACCUUUAACUGUUAACGACUUUUGGAGAAUGAUUUGGCAGGAAAAAGUCUGCAAAAUAAUCAUAUCAACGAAUUUAGUAGAAAAUGGAAAGACAAAGUGUGAAAAAUAUUGGGCGGAUUCGAGAGGGACAUUUGGUUCCGUAACUGUGACAUUAUUGAAUUCCGAGAUAUUUGCUGAUUAUGUUAUUCGAACAUUCCACGUUAGCAAGGAAAACGAAGUUCGAGAAAUUAAGCAAUUUCACUUUACUACGUGGCCAGAUCACGGUGUUCCAAUAUAUGCAAUAGUAGUUAGUAAUUUUGUAUUAAAAACAAGAACUUAUAAGCCCAAAGACAAAAGUCCAAUUGUGUUCCAUAGUAGUGCCGGAAUUGGACGAACUGGAACAUUAAUUUUAAUAGAUAGCAUGUUGGAUAUGGCAGCGGCCGAAAAUCACGUAGAUCUGCUUUCACAAUUGCAUAUAAUGAGACAACAGAGAAUUAAUAUGGUGGAAACGAUGGAUCAAUAUUACCUGGCGUGUCAGUGUUUAAUCGAAGCGUUAUGUACAGAAAAAACGUCAAUUACUUGUUCAGAGUUUAUUCCCAUUCUUAAUCGUUUAAAAACAGUCGAUCUCAAAACUAAUCUUACUCAAUUUCACGUCCAAUUUGAGAAACUGUCGAAAAUAUGUCCAUUAUUGAAAACAACCGAUUGUCUAACUGCAUUACAUCCAUCUAAUCUUGGGAAAAAUAGAAGUGAUAAGAUUAUUCCACGUAAGUAUUAUUUAUUGUAAGAAUGUUUCGUUUUUAUUUGCCAUUAAAUAUUUUUAUAAAACAUAAAUAAGAAAUAACGAAAACUGCAUAAUAAAAACUUUGAAUUUUAUAGUACAGUUUUCGGAAAGACCACUUCACUCCAUAGUUGCACACGCUUGUUUACAAUUAAUAAGGAAAGCAAAAAGUUAUUUUGAUAUGAUUAUUAGUUUUUUACAUUUUAAUUUAAUUAU
Messenger RNA from Centruroides sculpturatus (bark scorpion), 3303 nucleotides. RefSeq names its product receptor-type tyrosine-protein phosphatase T-like. Gene Ontology annotation, molecular function: protein tyrosine phosphatase activity; protein binding. Lineage: Eukaryota; Metazoa; Arthropoda; Arachnida; Scorpiones; Buthidae. The record is from RefSeq and is a predicted model, not a curated record. Gene Ontology annotation, biological process: protein dephosphorylation. The transcript has 22 exons. The coding region runs from base 136 to 3093 and encodes 985 amino acids.